Molecule: messenger RNA, 4762 nt
Organism: Fusarium verticillioides 7600
Lineage: Eukaryota; Fungi; Ascomycota; Sordariomycetes; Hypocreales; Nectriaceae
Exons: 2
Coding region: 1813-3960 (715 amino acids)
Biological process (GO): photoreactive repair
Molecular function (GO): deoxyribodipyrimidine photo-lyase activity; damaged DNA binding; FAD binding
Source: RefSeq, a predicted model, not a curated record
AUAAAACUUGACACACUUUAAACUUUUUUAGCAGCCUCUUUGCUCCCCGCCCCCUGUCAUUGCGUCUGCUGUAGCCUGUCACUGUCCAUUCGCUUGAGCCUUACCCUGAACCCCUGUCGGCUAGAGCUCCCGUCUUUGGUCCGAUCUGGAGGUUCGUUGUAGAGGCAUGGAAAUCGAACUCUGGAUCACGACAAAGCAAAGCGCAUCGUAGCAACACAGCAAAAUUCACAGUCAAAUCAAAUCAUCAUAGCAAUGGCGCCGCCGCAACAACCGGGUUCUCCGUCAUGGGCCGAUCAGGGUCUAAAUGACGAUUGGUCUCUUUCUGCCUUUACUGUUGCUCUAUUUUCUUUUUGUUCCGAGUUCUGAUUUUCUUUUCUUUUUGUUCUACCGGUAUCUCCAUCGCCAUUACCAUCACCAUCGCCUCUUAGUGACGGGUUUUUACCUAUUCUGGACCUUGCCGUGGCAUUGUAUCGUGUUAAACAACAAUCAAUCGAGCUACCACUAUCCUCUCCAAAAAAAAAGGCGCUUUUUAUGAUUGUCCCGGGUUUCUAGACCUGGACAAAUCGGAGAGUUAUUAGUGUAUCGAUCACUGCAUUCUGCAGGUCCGGUCCCUGGAACGAGAAAAUUCGCCGUGGCCUGGCCCAUCGUUAGGAAGGAGGAUCUCCAUUCACCUCCUGUACCUACCUAGUCUAGAUUCUUAUUAUCAUCGUCAUCAUCUGCAUUCAACUCUCGCCUUGUUCUCUCAUUCCCCUGUUGUAUUCUCCUCUUCUCAACGGCGGUUGGUUGAAGUUGAUACUGGAUCUAUUCUUACACACACUCACACACUCACUCGACUCUCCUGCACUCAUUCUCUGUCUCAGCCUGUCUUUCAGCUCUGGACACCCUCUUCUCUUCUCAACCAUCUAGACUUGGCCUUUGAGUCAAGUUGAGCUGAACCGGGGUUCAAUCAGCUUCACUCCCGCGUCUAGGGGACCUGAAUGCCAUCAUCAUAUCCACUAUCUACUACCAGGAGAACCCACCCGUCACUUCACUUCACACUAGGCUCCCGCCUAGCUUCCUCCAUCCCAUUCAAGGGUCCCGGGCAGGCGAUAUAUACACCCCUGUGGCUACAUCCGCAUCGAGGCUACGACGUUGCUUCACGGUAUAUCUGGCCAGGAACCGUUGAAGCUGCUAAACUAAGCUAAGACGAGCUAAAGUUAUAGUAUCACUCAGAUCCCAGCUUCUGAUAUCCAUGAUCUAUUUGAUAUCCUCAGUAUCCGCUUGUUCCCCAUCCAUCUAGUCAGACCAGACAUCUUUAGCUCUGUCUUAAAUCACUUACGCAAUACCUACAUACAACCCGACCCUCUGCCCUUCUACCUUCGAGACUCUUCUGUCGAGUUACCAGACUCGUUUGCUUCUGAGAAGUUUCUCUUCCUAUUCGGCUUUCCUUCAACUUUGUUUGACUACCGCUACACUAUAUCGUCACAAGUAAGGUAUCCGAACCCUUGUUAACGCCCACAAAUACAAUCAAAUCAACUCAACUGCUGUUGCUGUUGCUGUACCAUACACGGCCCAACCAAAUAACCUCCCACACACUCUCCCCCAGCCGGUUAAACAAAACCAUUGAGUGGUCCGAACAUUGAGCCCUCAUCUCAGUCCCAAAACUAGGCCUCUCCCGCACAACCACAUAGUGGAAGGUCUGACAACGUCUCCGCCAUUUCAAGAUAUCUCCCUUCGGAUCCGAAAUUAGGUCCCUGAACCAUAUACCAUACCAUAAACGCUCUAUUCGGGCCUCAAGUUGUAUUACGACAACGCAAUUGUAAUCUUGACAUCAUGGCUGGGAAUAAACUCCUCGUCUAUCUACUUCGACGCGAUCUCAGGGCAAUUGACAACCCUAUCCUUCACCACCUGGCCACUUCUGACCAUGGCUUCACUCAUCUCCUCCCCAUCUACAUCCUCCCCCCCCACCAAAUCGAAACCUCAGGCUUCGUUGCCGAAGGAAAAAAGUCUCCCUACCCCGAAGCUCGAAGUCAGGUAGGCCGCUUCUGGAGAUGUGGCCCCGCCCGAGCCAAGUUCCAAGCUGAGUCUAUCUGGGAUGUGAAACAAAGUCUUGAGGACAUCAGUAGUGGCAUGUUGGUUCGUGUCGGAAACUUCGACAAUGUCCUCAAGCAUUUGAUCAAGUCUCUGCACGAUGAACAUCAAUCCGUCGAUACGGUUUGGAUGACAGAGGAAGUAUCGAAGGAGGAGGUUGAUGAUCAAAAUGCUGUAGCAUCUGUGUGUUCCGAGAACAACAUCAACUUCAAACUUUGGCAGGACGAAAAGUACUACAUCGACGAUCGCGACACUGGUUUGAAUGACCCUAAGGAUCUUCCAGAUGUUUUCACAACCUUCCGCAAAACUCAAGAGCCCCUCCGUGAGCGUCCUCGCACCUCUCUCCCUCGUCCGCAGGCCGGAUCGUUACCACCGUUCCCUUCAUCGUGGGCACCACCUCAGGAACCCCCGUUUCAGAUUCCUGACAACUACAACGACUUUGAACAACGUCUCCUACAGCCCAUCAACAGUAUGGUGACAGACCCUCCAGCCUAUCCUGAAGAUGCUCGGUCUGCACAUCCAUUCAAAGGUGGAGAGAACCCUGCCUGGGACCGCCUUUACCAUCUCAUCAAGUCGGGCUCCAUGACGACUUACCAGGAGACCCGCAAUGGUCUGCUAGGAACCGAUUACAGUACCAAGCUUUCAGCAUACCUGGCACUCGGAUCUAUUUCAGCCCGCUGCAUCCAUGAGGAACUUGUCAAGUUUGAGGACGGUCAGGAACAAUCCUACUCUAGAGCUAUGGGCUUCGGACAAGGAGAGAACGAAGGCACCAAAGCUGUCAGAUUUGAGCUAUUGUGGCGGGACUACAUGCGAUUGUGUACGAUGAAGUUUGGCUCGCGUCUUUUCAAGCUUGAUGGUUUCAAGGGAGCCAGUGGCAAGUAUGAUAAGAAAUGGAAGACAGCUCUGAAGGAGGAAGCCGAAGCCGAUCAAGAUCCUUCACCCGAGGAACUGGGUGAUAUCAUUGAGAGGUUCCUUCGAGGAACAACUGGCAUGGGGCUGAUUGAUGCCUCACAGCGGGAACUUUAUCAUACCGGCUACACCUCGAACCGAGCUCGACAGAAUGUCGCCAGCUUCUUCGCUAAACAUCUUGGCAUUGACUGGCGCUACGGAGCUGAAUGGUACGAAGCUAUGCUGGUAGACUAUGAUGUGUCUUCCAACUGGGCGAACUGGCAGUACGUGGCGGGUGUUGGUAAUGACCCCAGAGGUGAUGCACGCAUCUUCAACCCUAUUAAACAAGCAUUCGACUAUGAUAACAACGGAAGAUAUGUCCGAACUUGGGUGCCUGAAGUCAAGGAUAUUGAGAGACUGGAAAAUGCCUUUCAGGUAUGGACGACAGGUGACGAUGAGCUCAUCAAGUACGGCAUCAUCGACGACAUAAUGGUCACUCAUCCCAUCAAGCGGAUCGAUUUUCAGGUCGACCGAAAACCUCGUGGCCCCCGACGACCUUAUCGAUGGAGAAGAGGAGGACCUGGACGUGGUGGCCGCCGAGGCGGAGGUCCAGGAAACGGUUCGGGUGACUAUAACGAUAGUCGACGCUCGUACCACAAUGGGCCACCCUCACCUGAAAGCGAUCGCCAGUUUUACCACGGAGGUGAACUCUAUAUGCAAAACGGUGGCCAGCCAAGAAAUGGUUGGUCUCAGCGCGGAAAUCAGACGUCGUGGCGAGGCAACUCUAACGGGCAUGGUCCUAACAACCACGGACCUUCUUCCGGACGAGGCGGCCACAUGGCUCCUUUCCGUGGUAAUGGUUUCCAGCGAGGAUUCAACACUAAUUACUUCAAUGCACCACCUCCCAGGCAAUACAUGACCAAUCCUAAUUGGCCUCCUCAACAAUUCCCCCCCCAAGCCUAUCACCACCAACUUCCUCCUCACCUUGGACCUCAUGUCUAGCAGACUAGCCUGGCCACUCUUCCCAUUACGGUGGGCUUUUGAUCCCGCUGAGCAGCGCUGGUAUUGGUACCAGUAGACAAUGGACUAUUGGAAAGCGUAAUAAUUGGAUUUCGUCUCUCAUUUGUCGGGGGAGCAAAGCGGUAGUGACACACGAUACCUGUUAUUUUGGAUAAAAGUCGACAAUACAGCCAAUAGAAUGAUUAAGGUUGCUAAGGUAUAUAUGUAUUUAUAAGAAACAUCCAGCGGGAUCAUGGAUGUCCUUUCAUAGGACAUGUGUGAAUACACACAAGUCUGUUUUGCUUUUACUUUUAUCACUUCAAAGUCUCACCACUCGUGACAUCGUCUAAGCCAUAUUCGUUGUGUCACUAAUCACUGUUCUUUAUCUCAUUACAGCGUCUCGUUCCAGGCUCUCCAAGACUGCUUUUCCCAAGUGGGCAUGCACCUAACCUGCUCUGGUGGAUCAUAUACCCAAUCUAUUGCACCAUCUUCCUCAUGUCUUUCAACUAUAUCCGACACAUAGCCCUUCAGCUUCUUGACGUCUGCGGCCUUCUCAUCGGAAUAUUCAAGAUUGACACUCGGCGCAACUGCAAUCUUGCGAAAACCCCGGGACCACAUAUCCUUACAAAACAACUGAGGCUCGCCUUGGAAACAUUCUCCUUUGCGAGUAUCUCGAAACCGAAGACCAUGUAAUAACGGCGCCGCAGUGAACGCUGUAGCCCCGUUCCAGCAGGCAAACACCUGAAAGGGCUGCUGUGCAUCAUAGCGUGAGCGUGUAUCAGGGGCGUUCCAGAAGAGGUUCCAG